Diaporthe amygdali is the source of this 1818-nucleotide messenger RNA. RefSeq names its product bzip transcription factor. The transcript is spliced from 2 exons. The record is from RefSeq and is a predicted model, not a curated record. Gene Ontology annotation, biological process: regulation of transcription by RNA polymerase II. Gene Ontology annotation, molecular function: RNA polymerase II cis-regulatory region sequence-specific DNA binding; DNA-binding transcription factor activity, RNA polymerase II-specific. The coding region runs from base 1 to 1818 and encodes 605 amino acids. NCBI's taxonomy places the organism in Eukaryota, Fungi, Ascomycota, Sordariomycetes, Diaporthales, Diaporthaceae.
AUGUCCACACAACACAUCAAAUCUCAGAGCCCGGCUGCCUCGCAGUCUGGCGCCGUCGACCCGCUCGUCGACUCCAUGUUGGACCUGUCCGGCUACGACGACGCCGCCCAGUACCACUCCCACUCUCACUCUCACUCCCACUCGCCCUCGCUAUCGCCCGCCGCCUCCAAGAACCUCACUCCCUUCGCCAGGCCCGUUCCUGCUACCGUCCAGACCACCCAGGGCACUCUUCUGUCCGCCUCCUCCACUCAGCCCCUUACCGGCCCCAGCCAUCAGUACGACCUGUACAAGCAGCAGACCGGCAUUGUCCCAGGCGCACUAGCCAACACCCUCCAGGUCAACCAGAACAACGCCCACAUUGGCGCCGGCUAUCAGCAGUUCGACAUCGACGCAUACUUCGCAAACAUGAACGACGGCUUCGACUUCAAUGCCUCCCCGGCCCAGGGCGCCAUGGACAUGGACUUCGACUCCCCCUCUACUGCUGACCAGAGUCUGUUCUUUGGCGAGUCGACGGUCAACCCCAAUGCAAUCGGUGGGCACGAGGACCACAGCCUGCCAUCCCCGCCUGGCGUCCCCAACCAGGGCAACGUCGGCCGCGUCUGGCCCGGCAUGCACCAGCAGGCCGCCCUCGCAAAGGCUCAGGCCCAGCAGAGGCAGCAGCAGCAAAUAAUCGCGCAGCAGCAACAGCAGCGCGCCACCCAGCAGCAGCCGAGGCAGCAGCGGCCAAAGAGCGGCGCUCAGCCAACAGACCCCAUCGUCGAGCAGAAGAUCACCCAGCUCCUCAACUCCAUGCGUGCCAAGUCCUCGGGCCCCGAGUCUCAGAACAACGCUCCUCUGAUGAACCUUCCCCGCGCUAGGAAGGACGAGGACGACAUGGACGAGGACGAGAGGCUUCUGGCAAGUGAGGAGGGCAAGAAGCUGAGCAGCAAGGAGCGACGACAGCUGCGCAACAAGGUCUCCGCCCGCGCUUUCCGAUCAAGGAGGAAAGAAUACAUUACCCAGCUCGAGGCUGAGAUCGCCGGCAAGGUGACCGAGAACGGCGAUUUGAGGGCUCAGAACCGGGCCUUGCUCGACGAGAACAAGCGUCUAUCUGAUCUGACCCGCAUGCUCCUGUCUUCGCCUUCCUUCUCCGACUUUCUCGAGCGCCUCAGCACAAACCCUGCCCCUGCCUCCCAACCCGCCCCUCAGGUUGACCAGAGGCAAGACGCCCGCCAGGCCCCGAAGGACGUGAACCCCUACGCCACACACCAGCAGGUGCAACGCCAACAGAUCGGCUUGGCCAUGCUUCCAGAGCAGAACAUGGACUUUUCCAUGGUUGGCGUCGACGCCGAUGCCUACAACUACCAGCCUCAGGUCUAUGCAGUCCUCGAGACCCCUGAGCCGCUCCUCGAUGCGUCUGUCCUCGCUGGCAAGUCAUCCAACUUUGUUGGUGAGGUAUUCGAGUCUGCGCACGACGAGAAGGUUGACAUGCCCGUCAUUGAGCGCCCGAUGGUGGCUGAAGAGAAGCUCAGCGCCCCCAAGGCCCCGCUUGUCAUCGACGAGCAGUUCGAGAACGACCCUGACUUCGCGCUUUACCAUGGCUCUUCGGCCCCGACCGUCUCUGAGGAACAGGCAGCGGCGGAGCUCGACUUGGGCGGCCUUGUGCAACAUGACCUAUUCGGUGGCGUCGAGUCUGAAAAGAUGCUCGCGCGCUAUGAGCUCGUUGACGCUGCAGAAGAGGAGGAGGCUGCUGCUCGCGCCAUGGCUCGCUUCCAAAGACUUUCAGAAAGCAUGGAACAGGUGUGCGCGAGGCUCGAACUGCUUACUGCCGACAUAUAA